GCUGCAUUUCUCUCUCUCCACUCUCCCUGUCUCAGACUUAUAAUUCCCCUCUCCGGCGAAGACCAAACCUGAAUCUUCCUCUUCACAGUCAGCCUUCUCGCUCCGAAUUCUUAUCCAUCGAUGAAACCCUAGCUCGAUUGCAGAUUGCAAUCCUGUCGAGUCGGAAAUGGCUGGAAGUGGACGGACAAGCGCUCGGACCAGAAUCCGGUCCUCCACUGAUGGCGGUGAAGAUAGCUCCCGCCGUGGCGGUAUACCUCAUCCCAGGCCGCACCGGGACAGAAGCAGAGGCGACGGCGCGAUUCGGAUGCUUAACGUCGAUGUCAAGGUCCUGCUAGCCAUCAGCUUCGUCGCCUUCUUCGUUAUACUCUUCGUGAUCAGUAACUUGGUCAAACCAGCUGAAGAAGCCAAGCGGCCAAGGGUCAUUACACCAUUCCCUGCCCCUAAGCUCACGGACCUUCCUCAGUUUCAAGGUGAGCACAAGGAGAGCUUGUACUGGGGAACUUACAGGCCACAUCUCUACCUUGGAAUUCGAGCCAGGACUCCCCGUUCCUUGCUUGGUGGCUUAAUGUGGAUUGGCAUAAAGGAUGGAAGAUACUCCAUUCGCCACGUUUGCCAAGACGAUGAUGGCCUAAGUAGUUAUGGAUGGACAAGCCACAACGGACGUGAUUUUGGGCACCAGAUGGUGGUCGACCAAGGUAUCAUCUUGGCAACAAGUUUUUUGAAAUCCAAGGAUCUUGGAAGUGGCUAUGGAGGAGACUGGGCAGUGCAAAUUGAUGUGCAAAGCCCAAAAACUAUGCCAAUUGAAGAUAUGAAAAAUGCACACCUUUUCUUCUACUUGGCUGAUGAAGAAGGGAAUGCUUUGGAGUUGAGCAGGGAUUCCUAUGACAUUCAUGAUAACUCUCUUCUAGCAUCAGGUUCAAGGAUGGACAUUGGCAGUUGGCAGUUGCAUAUGAAAUCAAUGGAUGACUUGGAAGUCCACUUUUCUGGUUUCAGGACACCUCACAUGCACAAUCUAUCUGAUCUUGUACUGGAAAAUCUUGCAGAGCAAGCACGGAAGUAUGGUCGCAUUCAAUUAUCUGACACCACUGCUAAUUCUCCAAAUGUCUUAGUUUUUCAGAUUUCCGCCAGGAUUCCUUUCAAGACGGAUAUUGCUUUUGUAUCUGGAGCUAGCUUUAAAGGUUCAAGGACAAAAGAGCGGGUCAGCAACCUCACAGGUAGCUCGUUGACCAGCCGCUUGGAACAUAAGCAAAGAGAAUUUGAUGAGAAAUUUGAAAGUUACUUCAGUUUGGCUGACAAGCUUGAUGCCGAAUCAGAGAUAGUCGGGAAGACUGCCAUUAGCAACUUGCUGGGAGGCAUUGGCUAUUUCUAUGGUCAGUCAAAAAUAUCAAUCCCCAGAACUUCUGGUCUCCAAAGCCAUGAUAAAUUUAUUUCGUACUGGCCAGCUGAGCUUUAUACAGCUGUCCCAAGCCGAUCCUUUUUUCCUAGGGGAUUUUUGUGGGAUGAAGGGUUUCAUCAGUUGCUGGUUUGGCGUUGGGAUAUUCGAAUUUGCUUGGAUAUUCUUAGCCAUUGGUUAGAUCUGAUGAACAUCGACGGGUGGAUUCCGCGUGAACAAAUUUUGGGUGCUGAAGCCUUGAGUAAAGUCCCUGAAGAGUUUGUUCCACAACAUCCAAGUAAUGGAAAUCCACCGACCUUGUUCUUGGUUUUGAAUGAUCUAGUUCAAGGCAUAAAGAGGAGCCAGUUUACUGCUGGUGAGACCGAUGAGAUCCACUCUUUCCUUGAACAUGCAUUUGUUCGUCUUGAGGCAUGGCUUCAGUGGUUCAAUACUACUCAAUCAGGGAAGGAGAUGGGCAGCUAUUUUUGGCAUGGAAGGGAUAACACAACUGUCCGUGAGCUAAACCCGAAGACACUAUCCUCUGGUUUAGAUGACUAUCCACGAGCUUCACACCCUAAUGGAGAAGAACGCCAUGUGGAUCUUAGAUGCUGGAUGCUUCUUGCAGCAGACUGCUUGCAUUCCAUUGCCAAGCUGUUUAGGAAGGAUGGUGAAUCUGGAAAGGCAUAUGGUGCAACAGCUGAGCUUCUUUCGGAUUUUGAGAUUCUUAAUCAGAUGCACUUUGAUUCUACAUAUGGAGCUUAUUUUGAUUUUGGAAAUCACACCCAAAAGGUGCGCUUAAGCUGGAAAGAAGUUACCAGCGGAAACAAUCAUGUGACUCGAGAGCUCGUCCGGGAAGUUUUACAGAUGCCCGAAUUGAGACUAGUGCCUCAUAUUGGUUAUGUGAGCCUCUUCCCAUUCAUGGGGAAGAUUAUUCCUGCUGAUUCGUGGAUUCUGGAAAAGCAGCUUGACCUCAUUUCAAACAAGAGCAUUUUAUGGACCGACUUUGGACUCCGCUCUCUCGCCAAAACAAGUACCUUGUACAUGAAACGUAACACGGAACAUGACCCACCUUACUGGAGAGGUCCGAUUUGGUUGAACAUGAAUUACCUGAUUCUUUCAGCGCUCCACCACUACUCUAGAGAGGAUGGACCGUAUAGAGAUAGAGCUAAAGCCAUCUAUGAUGACCUGCGUGGAAACUUGAUUAGGAAUAUUGUCCGCAACUACCGUGAGACUGGAUUUCUGUGGGAGCAAUAUGAUCAGAAGCAGGGAAAGGGAAAGGGCUGCCGACCGUUUACGGGUUGGACUUCACUUAUUCUGCUGAUCAUGUCCGAAACUUAUAGUGCAAGUUGAGUUGCACUAUUUCUUCGCCGUGCAUUUUCAUAGACAAAGGGAGACAAUCUGAAGGUUAGUUAUGAAGAUCUGCAGGAUAGUCGCUGAAGCCUUGGUACUGCAAUCCAGUGACAAAUUAGAGGAAGUGCAGAGAUCAAAUAGAGGCCCAUAGUUGAAAGCCUAUUAACAAAUCUACAAGGUUGAUCGUUGUAUUUGCGAGUAUCUAGUUGAUACGCCAAUUUUGAACGCUGUCCAUUUAGAUCAUGUAGUAGGCCCUGCAGUCCUUGAGAUAAGCCAAGAGAUGCAAAAGAUAGGUUGGCUGACCUGUUGGCUGACCUUUCGAUGAUUCUGCUAGCAUUUUUUGUUUACUGUGCGCAGUGGAGUUAAUUUAUUCAUGAUGAAAAAUUGAAAUCUC
Molecule: messenger RNA, 3116 nt
Organism: Punica granatum (pomegranate)
Lineage: Eukaryota; Viridiplantae; Streptophyta; Magnoliopsida; Myrtales; Lythraceae
Source: RefSeq, a predicted model, not a curated record